Messenger RNA from Dracunculus medinensis (Guinea worm), 354 nucleotides. Lineage: Eukaryota; Metazoa; Nematoda; Chromadorea; Rhabditida; Dracunculidae. The record is from the annotation of a GenBank genome assembly.
AUGAAAAGCGAAAUCAAACAAAGAUCACCGUGUACAUUUUGUAUUCAAAAUCAUUGGGAUAGUAAAUGUCAAGCAUGUCCCACAAUGGAUACUCGGUUGAAGCGUCUUAAGGAGGUGAAGAAAUAUAUUAUCUGUUUGAAGGCACAUCAAGGCGAAGAAUGUAAAAGAAAGGCUUCUCAUAAUAGUGCCCUAUGUGAAAAAGAAAAUCAACCACAUCCAAACAAAACGUUAUGCCUUAAUAAAAGUCAGGCAAACGAAGAAGUUAACAAAUUGGAAGAUUUUUCAAUUAACUACAAUCUGACAAUGAUAGCUCAAACGAAUGCAAUAAGAAACAAGAUAAAGAAAAAAAAAUAA